AAUAGAGGAUAUGGGCAGUGCUUAUUGUCCUCGCAUUAUUUGCUUAGUAAAUACCUGUAGUCGUUUUGUUUUUUGUUGUAUUUUCAUAUAAAUUUGCAAAUGUUAUAUACACAUCUAAACUUAUUGAAAAGUGUAUGAGGCCAUAAGUGCGUGUAAACGGUCGUGAUAUAUAAAACUUAUAAUUAGUAGAAACAAAUGGAAAGCUAAGAGGGAUAUUUGGAGAAAAAAGGUUCAGAAAAAAUUUACAUGAAACUAUGAAUGACAAUAUGAUUAACAUAUAAAUAUGUAAAAAAGGAUGUAAAUGCAAUAUAAGAAAUCCUAUGGACUAGUCGUGAGUGAAAAUUGUAUUUGUCUGCGGUUUAUACUGUGGUUAUGCACAUGCUUUGGUAUUACAACUUCUUGGUGCGGCGGCCUUAUCUAAUGGUCCUGGCCGUAGCCGUUUUGUGUACAGCUUGCAUCACAGUGUCCUUGACCAUGAACACAGCACCGGAUUUUAGUGAUCCCACAUUGGGCUUUGAAACACGGGGUACAGUAUUAGGAAAGCGUCUAACCGCCUGGAAUAACCUGAUACAGGAAACAGGCCCAUUUGGCAGCCUUGUGACCGACCCAAAUGAUUUGCGCCAUUACAAUACCAUUAAUCAUCACCACAUGAAUAAGAAGCGCAAGCAUCAACUCCACAAUCGAGCACAUAAGCGCAAGAAUCAAAGAAAACCAAAAAAUCCGAAACAACACAAAAAUAAAGAAUUACAUUUAAGUAAAAAGGUUUUAUUUCUGAAGAACCGAUUCAAUAUAACAACUCGAAAAAAUAAUGGAAGCGACCUUUUACCAACUCAAUGGAAUGGUGAUAGCGGUGUUUUUCGUGAUUAUGAAAUUACGAAUGACUCCUUGUCAUCCAUGGAGCAGUCGAAUAGAAGCGAACAUUUUGAGUAUGGACGUAAUACGACGUCCGUCGACGAGGACUACCACCGCGAAAAGGUUCAAACUAAAAAGAGUACCUGGAACAUACUCAAACAGGCCCCAAUGCCACCCUCUUGGGGUCUAGAUGGUCCACAUGUGGAAGGUUAUUUUUGUGAUUCGCCAUCUAAGGAUUACUCUCAUUUCGUUGUUGAGCGUAUUGGACCUAAUGCCACGGAUUCACUUUUCGACCUUAAUGGACUGCUAGCAAUGUGUCAAUUACAGAAUCAAAUUCUUGCUAUACCAAGUUAUGGUGAAUUUUGUCAGAGAGAAGAACUCACUGACACUUGUUGUCGGCCAUGGUCAUUACCCAAUUAUGCUGCACUGCUAGUCAAUAAGAGUUCCUGUUUUGAUUUGAAUACUGAGGACGUCGUUAUGCUUCAAAAUUUAUUGGUGAUGUGUUUCGAGUACUAUCAUGAUUUGAAGUUGAGUAACGACUGCAGCGAAUUCAGCCCGUGUACAGCUCCAGCCGAAUGCACACGCGGCAACAUUGUUUUCAAUAUUUUACAUUAUUUGACUGACGUCAACUUCAUACGAAUGAAUGACACAACCGUAUUUUUGAAAUAUGCAAUGAUAUUUGUACCUGUGGCUUAUACAUCAAAAAUCCUGCCGUUGUUCCAUGAAUGGGAAGAUACUGAUUUGAAAAAUGAACUUGUGCAAGUUAUGUCGAUGGAUUUGGGACUCGAAAAUGAACUUUUUAACGAGUCUUUGCUCACAGAUGUUUGGUUGGUGUCGUUGGGCGGAGUUUUCGUUAUGACUUGUAUUUGGCUGUAUACAACUUCGCUAUUUAUAACAUUGAUGGUCUGUGUGGCAGUGAUCUUUUCGUUGGGCUUAGCCUAUUUCGUCUAUACUCUUGUAUUCAAGAUGGCAUUCUUUCCAUAUAUGAAUUUGCUUGCUGUGGUUGUAAUCAUAGGCAUAGGAGCUGAUAAUGCGUUUCUAUUUGUGAAAAUUUGGCAAUGCGUUAUAGCAGAACGUUUUACAAAAUCUACAAAAGCAACAAUCGCGUCUCAUACCGCCACGUCAGUUGCCGAUGGUGGAAAUGAACAUACAGAGACAUUGCAAAGCUUAAUGGCGUCCACAUUUCAUCAUUCAGCAUUGUCUAUGUUUGUGUCUUCACUAACAACUGCUACCGCAUUCUUUGCGUCGUACACCAGUUCCAUUACGGCUAUUAAAUGCUUUGGUGUAUUUGCUGGAACUGUAGCUAUUACCAAUUAUUUGCUUAUGAUAACUUGGCUACCUGCAGUCGUCUGCAUAAUGGAACGCUUGUCUGCCUGUACGGCCUGCAAUAGCAAACUUCCCUUGCAGAAGUUUCUGCUCAUGUUCAAUAAGUCAAUUACAAAGUCCAGUCAUCUUCUUGAAUCAUUUAUUACAAGGGCUGUGAUGAAUUAUGCUACAAUAUGGAUUUGUUCAUUCGGCGCGAUAGGACUAUUUAGUUCAGUUAUUGUAUUAUACGCGCCAGGUCUACAGUUGCCAGAGACCUCGCAUUUUCAAUUGUUCGCAAGUAAACAUCCAUUUGAAAUUUAUAAUAGCAAAAUGAAAAAUGAAUUCUGGUUUGAGAAAUCAAUGUCGGCCUAUGAAAAUUUUAAAUUACCACUACGCUUCGUGUGGGGCAUUCAAGCGGUCGAUGAUGGAGACUAUACUGAUCCAUUUUCCCGUGGAAACUUAUAUUAUGACAAUACUUUUAAUAUAUCUACGAAGGCUGCACAAAUUUGGCUGUUAAAUUUUUGCAAAAAAAUAAGACUACAACCAUUUUAUGAAGUUACUUUUGGUUUAUUGCUAUCAAAUUGUUUCAUUGAAAAUUUUAUUUCAUUAAUGGAUCGCAUGUGCAUAGAUGGAAUGGACAAUAAUGACCGCACACCAUGUUGCGAUGUAUCAAAGUUUCCCUUUGAGCCCCAAGUUUUCGACAUUUGCUUGCCAGAAAGUAUGUCCUUGCUCUACGCCACACCGCGCAAAUAUUAUACACCAGGUGUUGCUGGACCAAGAUUCUUGGCGGAGAAGCAAACCAUUGAUAUGUCACAUGGCCAUCACGAGGAUGCAACAAACAAUGUUUCGCAAAUUAGUACGCUGCCUCCACCAAAAGUGAAAGCUUUAGUGAUCGAAUUCGAAUCGAAUGUCGCCUACACAACGGCUUACAAAGAAGUGAAAACAUUUGUUGAAACUGUUGAGCAGUGGCUAAGGGAUGAGUUGAACUCAGCACCGCCCGAAAUGCAGGGCGGCUGGUUUACGAGCGAACUUAAAUUCUUCGACACACAAGGCACGCUGAGUCACGAUACCUUAGUGGCGAUUACUGUGGCAAUGAGUGCUUCGCUAGUUGUUUUGCUACUGGUCACCUUGAACGUUUUGGUAUCGCUGUAUGCUGUUGUAACUGUCUUGCUCACAAUCUUUACGACAGUAUCCAUACUAAUACUACUCGGGUGGAAGCUAAAUGUGCUGGAAAGUAUAACCGUGAGUACUGCGAUUGGAUUAGCGGUAGAUUUUAGUUUACACUACGGUAUACACUACCGAAUGUCGCCGACGAGAGAACGUCGGGCCGCUAGCCAAUUUACCUUAUCACGGAUUGUGGGUCCAACAUCGAUGGCCGCAAUCACUACAGGUGUUGCUGGUGCUUUAAUGCUAGCUUCCAACGUACUGCCGUACAUACAGAUCGGUUUGUUUUUAGUUAUUGUGAUGGUUGUCAGUUGGUUAUUCGGAACGUUUUUUCUAAUGAGUCUUCUGAAAACAGCCGGGCCGCAAUAUGGUUUCAUGCAGUUCAAUUACCCGUUAAUAAGUAAAGGAUCGUCAACUAGUGGCAAUAAGUAUUAUGAAAGGAAACAAAGCCAAGUUAUUGCCAGCGAGCAAUUGCUUACACCAUCGAGCUCGGCAAUCGGCGAGCUCAUUAAUUCGGAAACACACGAACUUGAGUCGCUCACAUCAAGUUCCUUAAUUAAAACGAUUUCUGGUACUGAAAGUUCUCAUCCCCUCAGUGCUGAUUUCGAGCACUCUUUCAAUAAUAAACUUGAUAUAUCAUCCAUAGUUGAUCACAAGGGUCCGUCUGUUGAAAGUUCAAUGUCUGAGUUACAUGCUACAAACUAAGAUGCCUACACAACUAUUUUUGCAUAAACAUUCCCCAUACAUGUACGGGAAUGCUGAUCUAGUGAAAGUCCUUGGCCGGAUAUAAAUCCGGGUCGUUCCGGCAACGUAGAAACGACUGUCGUGGAAACGUGUGCUGGGGUAUCUUAGUAUUGGCUGCCUGAAAUUGUUAAAAAUACUUUUUCGAUUUGGUGCAUUUUGGUGUUGAUAUGUACACUUAUUUAUUAAACAUUUCUAAUGUAAAUAAAAAUCACCUGGUGUGGCUGUAAUUGUAAUAAAUGGGAAACCUGCAAAGUGAAAAUAUAUUGUACACCACAAAUUAUAGUAUUUACAAUGAUAUCCAUAUGUACUUCUAGUAAGCAUAGGUAUAUACAUGUAUGUAUGUAUGUAUAAAGUGCAUGUGCAUGUUCAUAUAGAUACAUUAUACAAUAUAUGUAGGUAUGUUGUUAAUUAUAAAGCCUUGUGCAGAUGCACAUAGGAGAAAAAGCAUAGAUAUUUUAAUGUAAGUUGAAUAAGCGUUUUUUAUGUAAAAUGUAUAAAUAUCUGAUGGUAUUAAUUAGGGAUAAUUUCAAAUCAAGCAAUUGUUGGAUUAGGUUAUUCAAUCUAUCUAACAAACCUACACUUAUACGCUAUGAAUACAUUCCUAUAUGUGCAUGAAACCUUACGUACAACUAAUAUUUUGAUGUUAAUGGCCAGACACAUAUAAAUCACAUGAUCAAGACUAAGGAAUGUUGUGAACAAAAGGUGCAAAAGUCAAUAGUAUGUUUACAAUAUAUAAUAUUAAUAUAUGCGAAUAUAGAAAGUUUAAGAAAUAUCUACGUAUAUAGCUAAGUUAAGAGUUUAAGUUCAAUGUACUUCCACUGUCAAAAGAAACAAAUAAUAAACGGAUUAUAAUAAGUUAACUGUGAUAUGAUAAAAGAUAAAAGUUGAAUUACCGAUAAUUGAAUAUAAUCCAGAAUUUAUGUACUUAUGUAUAUGUAUGUAAUAAUGAAAAUUUUUAAUAAAGAUAGUGUUCAUUUAAA
Molecule: messenger RNA, 5045 nt
Organism: Anastrepha ludens (Mexican fruit fly)
Lineage: Eukaryota; Metazoa; Arthropoda; Insecta; Diptera; Tephritidae
Gene: disp
Product: protein dispatched
Exons: 12
Coding region: 373-4026 (1217 amino acids)
Cellular component (GO): membrane
Source: RefSeq, a predicted model, not a curated record